CUUGCGCCGACAUUUCGUGCCGUCGCGACCUGCAGGGAGAAGAGAAGAGAAGAGAGGAGAAGAGAGAGCUCCGUUCAUGAGUUAAAACCUCAGUGUGUUUGUUGACAGAUUUCUCGGCCACGCCCCCGGGCAGAGACGUCACAGUGCACCGGGGCUGAACUGAACAGGUAGAAAGUUGUUUAAGAUGUCAGCGGUUGUCAUGGAGUCUGGGUUCAACACUCAGCACACAGACUGACUGACUGACUGACUUUAGCCCUUUUCAGACAUGGGAUCAAUCAACAGGUGAUCAGUAAUCGGAAAAUUAGUAUCGGACGACUUUUCAUUCGAUUUUUAAAGAAUCGUUAGUCCUGUAAUGACCAAUAUAAAUAUAUUAUAACGUAUUAUAUAUUAUAAGAGCGUGAUAUUCUGAGACUGAAUGUUUAAUCGUUAUUGUGGUUAUCGUUAUUUUUUUUUUUUGUCCUUUUGUAAACUUUUUUUCAGAUUGAUUAGACUCCUAAAAUAAUUAAAAUUGGCUUAUUCACAGUGUUUUCUUGUUUAUGAACAGAAGAAAACUGAUUUACCUCUUUUAUUAAAUUAUUUUAUUUAUUUAUUUUAGAUAUUUUACAGGUUCGGCCUCAUCACAUUACUGUCGUGACUUUUACAUCAAAGUAACGGGUUUAAUCAAACAUGAGACUCGCGUAUAAAGUUGCAUGUAACAAGAUGCAUAUCUGAAAGGGGCUAUAGUUAAUCAGUGAAUGAUACCUCAUGUGGUGAAUCCGUUUGGAAACUGAGAUUAAUUACCGUACGUUUCCUGUAUGUCAGUUGUUUCUGUUUUUGUCUUUGUUUUGUGCAGGUCAGUGGAGUUGUGUACAGUCAGUCAUUGUGAAAUAGAUGGAUGGAUAAUGUCUGUUAUUUAUCCCUAAAGGGUUUAAUAAGGGGCAGCGAAUGGCUUUUUUUUUACAGACGCUAUCAUGCCCGAUCCUGUCUCAUUGUCCUCUCUGUUGAGAUUAGAGCUUCAAGUUGGCUGACGUGAGGAGAUUCCCUCAUCCUUGUUCUCAGAUAGGUUUCUUUGUGUUUGAGUUAUUUGGUCCGUGGAUGGCGUUCCACUCUCUCUCGUUUAAUUCCACUAUGUUUGCUGUGUUUUGAGGCCGACAGCAUGUGGACAGUUCUGUGUUUCAGCUGUAAACUGAGAAAUCAAGGCAGUGUUUUUGCUCUUUGAUCCUGAAUUUGCUGUCUUGAUCAUCUUCUGGUUUUCUGCCUGUUUUUAAAGGACAUUAUUUUCUGUCUUCUAUCAGCUCCAUUUUGUUUCUUGGUUUUAUGUGAGUGCAAACUGCGGCUUCAAUUGAACCCUUUCACCUCACUUUGGAUGCUCUGGUUGUCUCUGACAUUAUGAGCUGUUGCCGUUUCCUCUCCUGCUGUGUUUUAUCCUCUUGCUGCUGUUGAUGUUUCUCACAGACUGUUAGCAGGUUGACACCAACAAGAGGUGUGGACGUCCAGGUUAAAAAUCCAUUCAAAGUGGAAGAAGCAUUAGUUAAGCUGUCAUUGUUGGAUGUGAUUUUUCUGUGCUGAGGUGGAGCACUGAAAUGAAUGGUGAUGAUGAUGAUGUCUAGCAUUAUGAUGAAUUGUAUUUUCAGCAUUUUUCAUCAAUCUGAAAUGACUGAGAGGUCAGAGUUGAGCGAGCUGUCUGUUCAGGAUCAUAAUGUACGGUCUGAUGUUGUUCCUGGAUCAGGGUUAGUUGCAGCACAGAACCCCUGAAGCUGUGUCUGAGGAUCCAGAGACAUCUGCGGAGUACAGGAUUGUGGAAGCAGUGAGCAUUGCUCCACCUGCUGUCGCUCAGUUGAACAUGUUUUUUUUUAUCCGUGUUAGCUUACACGUUGCUCUGCACCUUGCUUCUGUUUGCUUUCUCCUCUGAUCAGCUGAUGUCUUUGGUGUUGUGCUGGCAAUCAGUUGCUGAUAUUGCUCUGGUUCACAUAAUGCUAAUAUUGCUCUCGUUGAUGUAAUGCUAAUGUUGCCCUGGUUGACAUGAUGCUAAUGUUGCUUUGGUUUACAUGUACCUGACACUGCUUUUGUUAAAAUGUUGAUGACAUUGCUCUUAUUGCUCUGGUUGAUAAGUUAUUGCUGUUGCUUUUGAUAACAUGUUGCUAAUGUUUUGUUGACAAUGUUGCAGAUUUGCUGGUUGACGUGUUGCUUGGGUUGGGUGAAGUUGCUGAAGUGCUGCCUGCUCUUUUGGUGCUGCUUGAGGAUUCAGGAAGCAGGAUCGGUCCUGCUCACCUCUGUGUUGUUGCUGGCCUCCUGGUUGCCUGAUAGGUCCUGGGUUGUUGCUUGGUGUUUAUAGGGUGUUGCUGGCUGGUUUCCAGGUGGUUGCUGGCUUGUUGGAGCUCAGCAAGUCCUAUCUUCGGUUUCAUACUUGGUACUUCUUCUUAGGAGAGUUUGAUAUUGUUACACUGCCGGCUUUAGUCAUGAUGGGUUUUGGUUUUGGACAGGUGUGUCUUUCUGCUGUCAGCUAGGAAAGCUACCGCAGUCAGAUUCUGAGGUUUCAGUUUUCCUGCAGAAAUCCCCUGUCUGUUAAACAGUGAAACUAUACACAGCUUAGUUGCAUUGGUUGUAGGGCUGUUGUUUAGCAGUCAGUAUGGCAGUAGUCAUCAGGCUGCAAGGUCUGCCCAUAGUGGCCGGCACCAUGGACAUCAGACACUUCUUCUCUGGCCUCACCAUCCCUGACGGGGGAGUGCACAUCGUGGGGGGUGAGCAUGGCGAGGCCUUCAUCGUCUUUGCCACUGAUGAAGAUGCUCGGCUGGGGAUGAUGCGUACAGGAGGGUCUAUUAAGGGAUCCAAAGUGUCGCUGUUGCUUAGUAGCAAAACAGAAAUGCAGAACAUGAUUGAACUCAGCCGCCGCAGGUUUGAGGCUGGGGCAGGUGCUGUAGAGACAGCUGCAUCUACAGCAGGAAAUGCCAACCGACAAGUGGCUGCCCCCAUACCCACAGUGCAGCCAGGGGCAGGAGGGAGAAGUGGUAGCCAUGGAAACCAGGGUUUCAGUAACACCCAGGCCUCAGUAACAGCAGCAAGCUCAUCUCCACAAAGCAACAAGGCAGUCGCCAGUGUGGUGCCCAGCUUCCCCAACAGCUACAGCUCUGCCCCCACAAUCACCACAGCUCUGGCAUCGCUCAAUGCAGGACCCCCACCCAUCCCUCCACUUCCAAGCAUGCCUUCCAUGCCCUCCAUGCCCCCCAUGCCCACUCUUCCCUCUAUUCCAGUUCCUCCUCCAGUGUCUUCCCUCCCUCCUGUCCCUACUGUCUCCCCACUGUCCCAAGGACCUCCAGUUCCUCCUAUGUCCCACCUAUCUCACAUGUCCUCCAUGCCUCCCUUUAACCCCUCCCUACCUCCUCCAGGAGGGCUUGGCUCUGGCCUCCCUCUUGGAACCCCCAACCCCAUGCUGUUCAACCCUCUCUCCCCCCUGGCCUCUCUUGGCCUCCAGGCCCAUAUGAAGGCUGCUGCUGCUGCGGCUAGUGGAGCAGGAGUGGCCAGUCCUGAUGAGUUAUUUGUCUUCCUGCAGAACCUCCCAUUCUCCUGUUCAGAGGUGGAUGUCAGGGGUUUUUUCCGGGGUCUGGGGGUGGAUGGGGUUCGCCUGCUGAGGGAUGGACAGGGCCGCCCAUCUGGCAGGGCUAUGGUCAAGUUCUACUCACCCCAGGACAGCUUCGAAGCUGUGAAACGGGGAGGUGGCAUGAUGGGCCAAAGGUUCAUUGAGAUCACCCCUGGCUCUGAGCGGCAAUGGGCCAGCCUCAAUGAUAGUGUGACAGGCCAUAAUCCUCACAACAGCGGCAAAUCAAAUAAUGAGGCACAGGACCAGCAGCACCGCCGUGGUAAUGCUGGGUCAGGGGCCGGAGGCAGGGAUCAGCGAGGAAGGUCACGAUCUCCCCACCGGCAGGAGUUCUGUGUCUACCUGAAGGGCCUUCCCUACGAGGCAGACAAGAAACAGAUAAAGGAGUUCUUUAACAAUUUGGCCAUCAUAGAGGACAGCAUCUACAUUGCCUACGGGCCCAAUGGGAGAGCCACAGGAGAGGGCUUCCUUGAGUUUAAAACAGAACAGGACUACAAGACUGCUCUGGGUGCUCAUAUGCAGUACAUGGGCACCCGCUUCAUCCAGGUCCACCCAAUCAACCGUAAGGGAAUGCUUGAAAAGAUUGACACUAUCCGCAAACGUGAAGCCGCACAGGGUGAUGGCAAGAACCAGGAUGGCAUGAAAGCUCCUAGGAACUGUGCCCACAUCACCAACAUCCCUUACAAUGUCUCCAAGAAGGAUGUCCGUGCCUUCCUGGAGGGUGUGGGGCUUUACGAGGACACCCUGAAAGUUCUGACAGAUAGUCAUGGCAAUGGUUUAGGCCAAGCGAUCUUCCAGCUGCGGACUGAAGAAGAUGCCCGUAAAGCUGAGAGACUGCACCGCCAAAAACUAAAUGGCCGAGAUGCUUUUGUCCACCUGGUGACAUUUGACCAGAUGAAGGAAAUUGAGAGGAAUCCCCCUCCUCAGAACAAGAGGGGCCAACGCAACCAGAACCAGAACCAGCUGAACCAAAAUCAGAACCAGCAUCAGCAACCUCAGCCCACUGCCCAGCAACCCCAGAUCAACCCAUUUGCUGGUAUUAGCGGUGAAGAGUUUAACUUUCUCAGAAACACCAUGGGAAACCUCAAUAGUGCCCCCUUUGUGACUCCAUUCUCAGCCCCAGGAAAUGGGCUGGCAGGCCCUCCUCCUCUCCCUCCUCUGGCUGCAGGGCUAGGGGACGUGAAUCUAGGCGUGGCCCCUCCACUUGUUGCUGGUAUUCCUGGAGCUUCCAUCUUGGAGCCACCCGGCUUUCGACCUGGCGCUGCAGGAGGAGCCCCCUUCAACCAAGAUGGACUGAGAGGGUUGGUGCCUUUUGACAACGGCAACAGAAAAGGAGGUGGAGGAGGACAGAACCGUGGGGGAGGGGCUAAUAACAACCAAGGACGUCCUGGGGGCGGGGCUACUGGUGCACAGCAGGUGUUCACUCCAGGAGCUGACGGCCUCCGUAACCAGCCGGCCCCUGGGGGACCUAACAAUCCCAACAGUCAACGUGGUGCUGCUGGCCCAACCAUUGUAAAGCUUCAGAAUAUGCCGUUCACUGUAACUGUGGAUGAGAUUAUGGACUUCUUUUACGGCUACCAGGUGCUGCAAGGCUCAGUCUGCCUACAAUUCAGUGAGAAAGGCCUGCCAACUGGCGAGGCCAUGGUGGCCUUUCAGAACCACGAGGAGGCCACUGCUGCCGUCAUGGACCUCAAUGACCGACCAAUUGGAGCACGCAAGGUCAAAAUAAGCCUGGGUUAAAUCCCAAAUCCCAAAACAGACUGAUUGUAGAUAAAAAUAAAAAUAAAUUUACACCUACCUGGUUCAACCAUCCAGGUGAAACAAAGUCAACAUAAACCAUACCUGAGUCUGGACUCCAACCCAACUGUUAGUAUCUCAGUUUACAUCUUGCCGUGCUCAUUGAUUGUCAGUCAUUACUGAAGCCCCUCCCCCUGUGUGUAAAUAAUGGCCACGCCCCCCCUGCAGUCUGUCAAGUGGAACGACUGAUCCAGACUUUGCUCUUUGUGCAGCUCCUCCACUGACUCUGGUGGCACAAACCGAUGAUGAUGUUGAUGGAUUUUGGUCUUUUCUGAUCCUGUUUCUAAUGCCGCUUUUUGUCACGUCAUGUUGACACACUGAACAUACUCACCUGUUUUGUUGCUAUGGUAACACGAUGAUUAUAAUGAGGCUGACAAAGUAGCUGUAAAGCGCUUAAAUAUGCUGUGCUGCUGUGGUUUAAAAUGUAUGCCCUGUUGCUGUGGUAAAAUCAUGAUGAAAAGCCACAGCAUGUUGCCAUUAUAAAAUGUUUAUGCUCUGUUGCUAUGAUAAAAUUUGUUGCCAUGGUAAAAUCUUUACAUGCUCUGUUGCUAUGAUAAAAUUUGUUGCCAUGGUAAAAUCUUUACAUGCUCUGUUGCUAUGGUAAAAUCUUUACAUGCUCUGUUGCUAAAAUCUUUACAUGCUCUGUUGCUAAAAUCUUUACAUGCUCUGUUGCUACGCUAAAAUCUUCACAUGCUCUGUUGCUAUGGUAAAACAUGCUGUAGAUGAAAAGCUUUUCUAUCACAGUGACAUUUUGUUGCUCUGUUGCUGUGGUAAAGUCUUCACAUUCUCUGUUGCUAUGGUAAAAUUAUGAUAAAAAGCUAUGUUGCCAUGAUCAAAUGUUUAUGCUCUGUUGCUGUGGUGAAAUUUUGACAUGCCCCGUUGCUAUGGUAAAAAUCUUUACUGAUAACAAGCUUUUUGCCAUUGUAAAAGGCUGACACUCUGUUGCUAUGGUAAAAUGUUGACACAAUUCAGUGUUGCAACAGUGCUCCGUUGCUAUGUAGAGGAUGUGGGAUGGACAGAUUGCUGACUCGUGUUUUACUUUGUAAAUAAUGAUUUUUGGGCUGCUGAAUCCUUUUCCCCCUCUGUCUCAUUAUUGCUGUGUUUGAAUAUUGCCACCCCAACCCCACUCCCUUUUCCACAGCACAUGCUCAAUAGGUGUUUGGACUGUAGAGCGCUCAGAUGAAGUCUGUAGCGUUUUUUAGUUUGGUAGCUUUUUGUUGUAUGUAUGUUUGAUAAUGUUUUGGAUGUUUUCACCUUUAAAGCUCAUUUUUGUUUCUACUGUCAGUGUGAACAAACUUGUAUGAUCGUAUCCCAUACAUGAUGUGGAGUCUCCUUUGCUUUGGCUAAUAAAAGGACAUUCCUGAUGCACA
Molecule: messenger RNA, 6741 nt
Organism: Dicentrarchus labrax (European seabass)
Lineage: Eukaryota; Metazoa; Chordata; Actinopteri; Moronidae
Gene: cpne1
Product: copine I
Exons: 4
Coding region: 2609-5314 (901 amino acids)
Biological process (GO): positive regulation of tumor necrosis factor-mediated signaling pathway; regulation of canonical NF-kappaB signal transduction; cellular response to calcium ion
Cellular component (GO): ribonucleoprotein complex; plasma membrane; nucleoplasm
Molecular function (GO): calcium-dependent phospholipid binding; RNA binding
Source: RefSeq, a predicted model, not a curated record